Molecule: messenger RNA, 2117 nt
Organism: Rotaria sp. Silwood1
Lineage: Eukaryota; Metazoa; Rotifera; Eurotatoria; Philodinida; Philodinidae
Source: the annotation of a GenBank genome assembly
AUGGAUACUCAAGUUAUUUCAACAAUUUGUUCGAAUAUCUUACCUCAAAUUCAUUUACAAGUACAUAAACUCACUGUUGAAGAGCAUUCAAUGAAACAAAUGCUUUAUGCUGCCAAUUAUCCUCAACUUUAUUCAUUAUCACUUGUAAAUUUUCACGAAAUAACACUUCAUCGAUAUUUAACAGAUGAUUUAAUUCUCCGUGAUCUUUUGACCAAACAAAUAACUCAUUUGAAUAUUGAUAUUAUAAAACCAGUUGAACUCUGCUCGGAAAUUGUUUCAAAUAUGUUUGCAUUAAUCUUAUCUUUAUGUAAAAAAUUAAUUGCAUUGAAUUUUUGUGAUAUGUUUCCUACACGACAGUUUCAGAGUCUUAUUUUCCAUGUUAUAUUGGAGAUUUUUAUAUCUUCAACUUUAAUGAAAUUGAAAAUUAAUGUUGUGAGUUUAAUUGAUUGUCUCUAUAUACUUGAUGGACCUUUCGUUUGUUUAUCAACAUUAAUUAUUAAUAUUGGACAAAUUUUUCAUAUAUGUCUACGUAUUGAUCCAACAGUAAUUGGAAGAUUGAAUUCAACUUAUAUUGAUGGUAUUCAAUUAUAUGAUCAAUUUCUUAUUUAUAUGACACAAUUAAAGAAAUUUACAUUUAAUAUCAAGUCCGAGGUCUACGACAUGAAUGUUGAAGUUGAACUUCAAUCGAAUGAAGAUAUUCAACGUAGUUUCAUCGGAAGAGGUUAUCAAAAAGUAGCUUCAUAUGUUAAUACUAACGUAUGUUCUAGAUAUAGCGAAUGCCAUAUCUAUUCACUUCCGUAUGAUUUCGAAUUUUAUGUUUAUCCCCAAAAUUCUUUUCAACGUGGCAUGUUUCAUAAAGUUCGAAAAUUGAAGAUGAGUGAUGGAAUUCCAUUUGAACAUAAAUUAUUUAAAUUCAUCGCUCAAGAAUUUCCUUUCUUCAAAUUUUUAUAUAUAUGUAAUGAUAAUCGACAAGACGACAAGCAAGAUUCAUCAACAUUAAUUACAUUUCCUUAUCUCACAUUUCUUGACUUAGAAAAGGCACAUGUUGACUAUGCUGAAUUAUUUCUGUUGGAAAAAAAUAUGCAUCUACCUUGUUUGGUAGUGAAAACAAAAACAGAACGUUCAACAGUUAUUUCUGUUCUCCAAUGGACACUUCUUCGUCAUGUAACUCAAUCACUUGACCAAAUAAAUGAUGAAGAUACAAAAAAGAAUAUACUUUGGAAAGAAAUGUAUUGGUUAAAUCAAUAUUGGGCUCAACCUGUACCUAAAUCAAGUAUAGCUCCAAAAUAUUCGCAAAGACUUUUUAUUACUAAAUCACUGAACACUCGACGUGAUCUUUAUGAAUAUUUAUGGGAUGAAGAAGCACGAAGAGAACGUCUUCGAUUUCGAAUGAAAAAAAGAAAAGAAAAAUUUGCUGCUACGUUCGAUUCUAAUCGAUUGGAAUCUCCUUUUCAUCGAGGGUGUGGGUGUGGGCGUGGGUGUGGAUGUGGGUGUGGGUGUGGGUGUGGGUGUUCUCCCAUCGCACCUAAACCCACACCCUACACAUCCACACCUAAACUCACACGCACACUCAAACCCACACACCCACACCCUGUCUUAAAAUCUUUGGGAUAAGUCACUACUCGAAUAUGCAUUAAUAACAGAAACACUGAUAUUUCUAUUCAGUUUUUCCGAACUCUUCAUCUUCAAAUUGCUAUAAAUCCAUCACAUUUGAUCAAAACUCGCUUAACGUUUUUCCGAACUGUAGUCACUUACCCUUCUUAUGUGUGACUAACGUAUAUCUCCGGUGGCUGUCCUUGUUGAAUUCUCAUGACUUCGAAAGCUUAUUCACUGCUUGUUAAGUUACAGUCCUGUUCUAGUACUUCUUUGGUUUUUGUUCUUUACAUUUUUUUUGUUUUGACGUUUGCAUUCUUAUCUGAAAGAAUAAAGACGAUUUAGUGUUGUAUUUUUCUUGUUAGGUUGUUUUUUUUGUUUUUGACGACGGAGCAGAGAUAUUCUCAGUGUCGCACUGCAGAACCAAAAGACAGAAAUACAAACAUCGAAAUUAAUUUCACAAUGUUACCAAAAACUCGGAGUAUUCUGCAUCAGAGAACCGUGAGAUAUAUUAUAAUUCCAAU